This is a messenger RNA of Tyto alba (common barn owl), 3702 nucleotides long. RefSeq lists its product as uncharacterized. NCBI's taxonomy places the organism in Eukaryota, Metazoa, Chordata, Aves, Strigiformes, Tytonidae. The record is from RefSeq and is a predicted model, not a curated record. Gene Ontology annotation, biological process: dUMP biosynthetic process; DNA integration; dUTP catabolic process. Gene Ontology annotation, molecular function: nucleic acid binding; RNA-DNA hybrid ribonuclease activity; dUTP diphosphatase activity.
ACAAUUUUAGUAGGAAAAGUGAAAAUGCCUCCUGUACAGAUUCCUGCUGCUACUAAAUUAGUGACUAUGAAACAAUAUAGAAUUCCAGGAGGGCAUGAGGAGAUAUCACAGACAAUUAAAGAUUUAUUAGAUGCAGGAGUGUUGAAACCAGUUACCACAGCUUGGAACAAUCCGGUAUGGCCUGUCAAGAAAAGUGAUGGGUCAUGGAGAAUGACAGUAGAUUUUAGGGAAUUAAAUAAACACACCCCACCACUUACAGCAGCUGUACCAGAUACUAUUACUUUAAUAGAAAAGGUUCAAAAGCAUUCAGGGACUUGGUAUGCUGUAAUAGAUUUAGCUAACGCCUUUUUCACUAUCCCAAUUGCAGAGGAGCAUUGGGACCAAUUUGCCUUCACCUGGCAAGGAAGACAGUAUACCUUUACCAGAUUGCCUCAGGGAUGGCUGCAUAGUCCAACCAUUUGCCAUCGGACAGUGGCUGAGCAUCUGGAUAAGAUAAAAUUGCCUCCUUAUAUGCAAAUAGUGCAUUACAUUGAUGAUAUCCUAAUUCAGGGAAAUGAUGAGAAGGAAGUACAACAAAUACUUGAACAGGUGGUAGAUCAUAUGAGACAGAAAGGUUGGGAAAUUAAUCCUAACAAGAUUCAAGAACCAUCCCAAACGGUAAAAUUCUUAGGAAUUCAAUGGCAUUGUGGGCAUCGGGAAAUAUUACCCAAAGCUCGACAGAAAAUUUUGGAUUUUGCAGUGCCACAAAAUAAAAAUGAGGCACAGAGAUUUAUUGGAUUGUUUGGCUUUUGGCGGCAGCAUAUUCCCCAUUUAGGACAGAUUCUGACUCCUUUGCAUAAAGUAACAAGGAAAAAAUAUGAGUUUGAAUGGGGAAAUGAACAGCAAGCUGCUUUUGAGUCAGCAAAGGAAGCUAUUCAAAAGGCCCUAGAUUUGUGGCCAUUGCAGGAGGGAGAAGUGGAGUUAAAUGUGUCGGUAAAUGGAUUACAUGCCAAUUGGAGCCUAUGGCAAAAACAGGGAAAGAAAAAAGUUCCCUUAGGUUUUUGGGGACGAAAGCUGCCAGAGGCAGGAAAUAAUUAUACACCUUUUGAGAGACAACUAUUGGCAUGUUAUUGGGCGUUGGUAGAAACAGAGCAGCUUACAAUAGGACAUGAAGUGUCCCUUCGUCCUGAAAUUCCUAUCAUGCAAUGGGUUAAAAGCUCUCCUAAAACCCAUAGAAUUGGGCAUGCUCAAGAAUCGAGUAUCAUAAAGUGGAAAUGGUAUAUUCAGGAUAGGGCCAAGGUAGGGGUUGGUGGAGUAGCUACCCUCCACGAGAGAGUAGCUACUGCCCCCACAGGUGAUCAAGUAAUGAACCCUGAUUUCACAGUUGAACGGGAAUCCCCAGUACAAUGGGGAAAAGCUUUUGACCAAUUGACACCCUCUGAAAAGGAACAUGCUUGGUUCACUGGAUCAGCUAAGUAUAUAGGAGGGAAGAGGUUUUGGAAAGCAGUAGCUACCUAUCCCCAUCUAGAAAAAUUUUUAGAAACUACAGGAGAAGGGAAAAGCAGCCAGUAUGCUGAAUUAUAUGCAGCUUAUAUGGCCUUGAAACAAGAAGACCUAGGAGAAUGUCAUUUAUAUACUGACUCCUGGUCAGUAGCUAAUGGGUUAGCUACUUGGCUGCCAACAUGGGUAGCCAAAGAUUGGAAAAUAUACUCCAAAGAAGUCUGGGGAAAGGAAUUGUGGAAGGAUAUUUGGGAAAUAGUACAGAGGACUAAGGUGUCUGUGUUUCAUGUUGAUGCUCAUAGUAAUGUGAACACUUUAGAACGACUUUAUAACUCUGUCGUAGACAACCGGGCAAAGAUUUCCCAAGCUGGAUUAGAAUUCCCUCAAAAGGAUGAUCAUGAAGGCUUGGCAAAAUGGGCACACCAAAAGUGUGGGCACCUUGGAGAGAAAGCCACUUACAGGUGGGCCCAAGAGCGUGGCAUAACAAUGUCACUUGAUAUGAUCAAAACUAUAAUCGCCCAGUGCCCCGUGUGCCAACAUACUCACAAACGUCCAGUGCCUAAUAUUGUGAAAGGACAACUGGGAAGAGGAAAAUUGCCUGGACAAAUUUGGCAAAUGGAUUAUAUUGGACCUUUACCCCAGAACCUAGGGUGUAAAUAUGUCUGCACUGCUGUAGAUACAUAUUCUGGAUAUUUGAUUGCCCGUCCUUGUAAGAAAGCUACUCAUUAUAGUACUAUCUGUACUAUAGGCAUAAUCAUUUUGUACUAUGGAAUACCAUUGCAGAUUCAAACUGAUAAUGGGUCUCAUUUUCGAAACAAAUUUGUUCAACAGUAUGCUGAACAGCAAAAUAUUCAGUGGGUUUUUCAUAUACCGUACUAUCCACAAGCUGCAGGAUUGAUUGAACGAAUGAAUGGGUUGUUGAAAGAGCAGCUGAAGAAGUUAGGAGAUGGGAACCUAUCCCGAUGGAAAACUCAUCUCACAGAUGCGCUACAUAUUCUUAACAAUAGGCCCAUUGGGGAAAUGGAAACCCCUUUGAUGCGCAUGACUACACCCAAUUUACAAAUAAAACCUCUGACAGUAAGUGAGACUUUGACUUACUGGGAGAUUGUUCCGGGUGCGAUGGCCCCUUACCGGGCCACUCCAGAAGCUGCAGGGCUAGAUCUCUAUGCAUUGGAAUUGAUCAGGAUAAACCAAAAACAGAUGAAAGUUAUCAAUACUGGGAUAGGAAUUAAAAUUCCUCCAGGACACUUUGGUUUGAUAACUGCCCGUUCGAGUCUAGCCUUGAAAAGUAUUCACGUCAUGGGAGGAGUGAUUGAUGCGGAUUAUCAAGGAGAAAUUAAAGUAAUUCUGUUAAACAAUGGUGAACAAGAUUUGAUUAUUCAUCCCCACGACAGAAUAGCACAACUAUUGAUAUUGCCAGUUUUGAAAGCAAUUGUGAAAAAAGGGGAUCCACCUCAAGUUACCACUGUUCGUGGAGAUAAAGGGUUUGGAUCAACUAAUUUCAAUAACGGAGCUAAAGUAUGGGUCCAGAGUUCAAGCGGACCUCCUGAACCAGCUGAAGUAGCUCAACAAUAUCAGAAACAUGUUAUUCAUUUCAAUAUUUCUUUCCCCCUGCUACCAUCAUGUAGAUGGAAAAGGGCAUGGUAUGACACCCUGUUAGGAGGAACUGGGGCAGGAAUGGGAGUUUUAAAUUCUAUUGAUAUCGAAACCUUAACAAACAAAGUAAAGAAUGCUGGUUAUGAUGUGGCGGAAGGAAUUAGGUUGCAGGCUCGGUGGCUUCCAACUACCUUUACCCCACAAAUUGGGUCACUGAACUAUGAUACAGAAUUUUUAAAGCUCUUCAAUAGGACUCAAAUUAAUCAGUGGCAUGUUGACCACAACUUUAGCCAGAUUAUGAAUUGGACAACAUGUACACUGCAGACUUUACAUGUCCUUAUGCAACGAAACAAAGCUCAGAGUGACUUAAUGGCUAAUAAUGAGCUGUUAUGGAGAAACAUAUUUAAGAAAUGGAUUCCUCAAACCCAUUGGGUCAAACUAUCUCCACAGACAGUGCAGUGCACAGAUUUAUUCUGUGCUGGUCAAAUAGUCCACGACGAUGUUAGCCAACCUGAAGUUAUGUGUAAAUUUCUAGUAUUGCCUGUAAUUUUUGGGGAAAAACCACCCUUUGAACCAGAAUAUUGGCUGCCCCACUUGGAGGGAGAUUAUAUAGACUCUAGGAAUUGA